AUGGUUUGUAGUAUAUACGGUGUAGAAGUUGCACUCACCCCGAGGGCUGAAGCCCGCAUGACAAGCCGUGAAGCGGAGUUAUUUAGAUUAUUUAAUAUUGUUUGCAUUACCACGAGAUCAGAUCUAAUAAGAGCUAUAUCGUCUGUAUAUUCUAUCUCCGUGGGCGGACGCUCAGGGAGCAUUUCGAUUCCACAGGCAUUAGAGACUGAUGGCGAGUCUUUCAUGGUCGUACCCAUGACGAAGUUGAAGAGGAAAGACCUUCACUCGGCCGCGGGAGUUAGCGUACAGCGCCUUAAGGAGGGUCAAGAAUUUAUGGGGAGACACCCUUGCUCCGCAGACACUGUCAUACGUACGGAUAACGGGGAGCAACUACUUCACUUUUGUGCUAAGCAUCGUCUGUUCCUGACAAGUACGAACUCCCAGGAAGAACGCUCACAUCGAGUUACUUGGAUGCCACCGACCGCGAGGCAGCCGAGUACUCAAUUGGAUCAUGUGGCUAUCAGCUUCCGACCGAGAGUCUUAAUUAAAGAUUGCCAUGAAUUGGUACGGGGUCUCGCUGCUCUUGGUCUGGCUGCUCCCCUUUGGCCUUCCUGGAAUGGUUGCACCUUGUGGAACGAAGUUCCAGCCAGUGUAGCCCACGGGAUCGCUGCAGCACUCAAGCCCGACCACCACGUCAAGGACAGACAUACCACUUGCAAUAAUGAGGAUUUUUCACGCUUACCAGUCCGUUCCAUAACAGAGGAGAACAGUCUAUCCGAAUUCUUUAAUAUUGCUGAGUUGGCUAACUCCGAUUUUACUGCACAGAAAAGGCCCUUCAGAUUAUUAUCACAAAAUGAUAUAUCAGGUGUAUCGUCUGUGGUCUCGCGUCUCAAGUUCAAAGAACUCCACAGUUCCUAUCAAAAUCUUCUCAAGAUCCCACGGAGACCCAAAUGGACCAAAGAUAUGUCGGCCGAUGAGUUAGUUCGGUUGGAGAAAGAGGAACUAUUAGCAUGGAGGCGUUCACUGGUCAAGCUGGAAGAAACCGAUGGAAUUGUACUCACGCCCUUCGAGAAAAAUAUUGAAUUUUGGCGCCAGCUAUGGCGGGUCGUUGAGCGAAGCGAUAUUUUAGUGCAGAUUGUCGAUGCACGCCAACCACUACUGUACUAUUGUUCAGAUUUGGAAUCCUACGCCCGUGAAGUUGACCCAAAUAAGAUUUGUUUGGUAUUGGUGAACAAGGCGGACUUUCUGACGCCGGAACAACGUUCUUGUUGGAGCAAGUACUUUCAGUCGAAUGGCAUACGAGCCAUAUUCUGGUCGGCUACAUUGGCUGCUACUGCUGCCCACCCGGUAACUGAUCCAGACAGUCUCGCCAAACAGCAAUUCGAUGGUGAUUCUUUGACUGACUCGGGUCUUCAGGAACUCCAGGUUGACGAUGCUUCCAGUGAUAGCAGUGAAUCUACCGCUAAAAACGGCUCAUCUACUGAAGAAGAAGAAGAAGAAAGCGAUGGGGACCCACCAGCGUCCUUUAGCCCUUUGGAGGGUGCUUCUAAAGACAACGAAGCGGUUCAUUCCUAUGAAAGCCAAGCCGGAGGAAAAAACAAGGUCUCCACAUCUGAACGUGACCCCGAUUCGAGCAUCCAGUCCACCCAGCUCUUUGGAACUGAGGAACUAUUGAAUUUGUUACAGAAUGAUAUUUAUCCCUCGAACGCGCCUCGUCUUUCUCCAUCCCAACUCACCGUCGGUUUUGUCGGCUACCCGAACGUAGGCAAAUCGAGCACGCUAAAUGCCCUGAUGGGAUGCAAGAAGACUGCUGUAUCUGCCACACCAGGACGAACGAAGCACUUUCAGACUCUCUGUGUCCGGCCAGGCCUGGUUCUCUGUGAUUGUCCCGGCCUCGUAAUGCCCUCAUUUGUAUACUCCAAGGCCGACUUGGUCGUUGCCGGGAUACUUUCCAUUGAUGAGAUGCGUGACUGUCUAUCUCCAAUUGGACUGAUUUGUGAACAGAUUCCCCGAUCCGUUUUGGAAUUCAAAUAUGGCAUCAAUCUUCAGAAACCAAAACUGGAUGUGCAGGUGGAUAGCUCACAACCUGAGCCACCGCCCACUCCACAUGAAUUGCUGGCGGCUCAUGCAUUUUCACACAGUUUCAUGACCGCCAAAGGCAAUCCACAUUAUGAUCGAUCGGCUCGGCUCAUUCUAAAGGAUUACGUUCAGGGUCGGUUACUCUAUUGUCAUCCACCACCAAAUGUGGAUCCAGAACAGUUUCAACUUCUUGGGAGAAGCGCAGAUGGACUUCACCCCAGUCUGGCUCAUUCACACAUAACCAAGACUGGACGACCUGUGGGUAGUAGAAAACCUGGAAGCGUUGGUUCACAACUGGAUCCCGGUGUCAUUACCGAUUUCGAUCGACUUGCCUUCAAAACGACUGGACGACCUGUGGGUAGUAGAAAACCUGGAAGCGUUGGUUCACAACUGGAUCCCGGUGUCAUUACCGAUUUCGAUCGACUUGCCUUCAAAACGAACGUUCCAACGAACUCACACGUACGAAGUCGGAAACGUAUUAUCGUUCGACCUCCGGACACUUUGACAGGUUCUACCGUGACGGAAGAUGAUGAAGACAAACUUUCCUCCUUCAGUUCUUCCUCGUGGUCAACAGUCAACUCCAGCGUCGGUGGUUCCAGUCUUCUAUCUGGCGCGGAGUCUACAGCGGCCAGUACAGUGAUGGGCAGCGAGUCGAUGAAAAAGCCCUGGCGUAUUGUCAGUCAGUCAAAGCGUAAUCAGGGGAUCGGAACCGCACGACCCGGGAACAGCAAAAAGCAACGAGAGAAGUUGCGCCGCGUCCGUGGUUCGAACCCGACCUCUGCCACUCGACUUCCCCUGUCUAGGCUUGGGCGACCUGGCAGUAUCCCAGCCCUCGUACAACCUUCGGGUGGCAUGGCAAAUCGUGGAAUGUUCGCUGUAAUCAGAAAAAGUCGCUUGUCUCGCCUACGGAUCUACGGAGUCUUCAGUCUGCUCUCGACACAUCCACUAGAAAAUACCCAACAGCAGCCUUCGAGUGAUGCAUCAGCCGAGCACUACGCAGCUUUAAAGCCCGAGGGCUCUGCUCUUCUCGGCGAAAGUCCGCACUUCUCUCCCGUUUUGCACCCAGAUCCUUUGUUCAACUGGGAUGAUAUUCGUCACAGCGUGCAAGCCCGAGGUUUGCUGGAACACUUUAGUUUGGACCAUUUGAUUGAACUUCACACAGAAAUGGAAGGCUUGAAUUGUCAAAUACGGGAUCUUGAAGGUCAGCGGAGGCAGAAUCAUUUGCGCGAAUCCACCGUGGAUCCAAGCUUACUCAGGGCAGAGGCCAGAAGACUGCGCUUGGAACAGAACCAACUGAAGGUCACUCUGCGGAACGUGACGAGAGAGUUUAUGAAACCCGCUUUGCGGCUACCGAAUAUCCUUCAUCCCGAUUGUCCCACAGGAUCAGAACCGAAACUAGUUCGAACAUUCAAACCGAGGACUGUUGGCAGGACUACGUCCUGGUCCGAUGUGAAGAAUGAUUUGCACGUCACAUCCCUCGGAACCUAUCUCACUGGUCAUUUAGCCCAUCUGGAUACAUCCCAUUUGAACUCGAUUCGUGAUCGCUGGCUGGAUCCAGGAUCUUAUCCAGUGGUUCCAAGCUACCCAAUACAUCUGUCUGACUUUGCCCGUGGACCAGCUGUGGAGGGAUGUGGGUCAUCUGUUAUCGAUCAGACCCAUCCAGAUUCUUCGGGCAAUGAGACUUCUGAUUGGCUGUUGAAUCCCUACACGACCUGUUAUUUGGUUGGGUCGGCCAGUCUGCCUGCUUUCGCUGCAUACUUCCUUCGACAGCAAGUCAGACCUGAAACUCCUCUUCCUCUGAGGAUUGUAAGUUUAGGGUCUGUGUACGAACGUACGAUGUCCGGUAACGAAGGUAAUGCAAACGGUGUCCACAUGCACUUUUUGAGAUAUAUUGGAUUGUCUCUUUGGCUUCUAAUAGGUUAUCAGAGCACGUCUGUCCAGCUCCCUUCUUUAAGGAGCUGUGUCAAUACUUUUCGCGAUUGUUGGUCUGUUCACCGAGUUUGGCAGUUGGAUUGCAAACGUUUCAUCAACACUCGAGGUGACAUCGUCAGUGCAAGUUUGAAUGGGGAAAUCCCUCCUCUUCUGUCUUUAUCCAUCUUGGAGAUCAGUUCAAACUGGCAAUGCUGUACUGAGGGGUUCGAUCGAAUUCUGGAUGAUCUGUGUCGAUUCUGGUCCCGUUAUCAACCAUCGUGGCCUCUCAGGUUGAUAUACACUCCAGCCUUCCAGCUUGCCGAGUACGAGAUGCUCCGAGCGGUUGUCGAAGUCGUCCCAGAAGACAUCACUGAAGUCUCUCACAGUGCCCCUAUCCAACUUGCUUCGGUUUCCGUGCUUGGUGACUGGGUAUCACGCCGAGUGACGACCAAAGUCUCUCACAGGACAAACCAGGAAGGUGAAUCGGACGCCUAUUUGCGCCAGAUAUACGUAAAAGUGGUCGAUUCUCGGUCACUUCUCACUGCGUUUGAGCGGACUGGUCAACUGACAGUGUCUUCUGUCUAACACGGAACCGACACUCGGAGGUACUUCGAGUCCAUUGUACAUAGAUUUUAACUGUGUUUU
This is a messenger RNA of Opisthorchis viverrini, 4614 nucleotides long. RefSeq lists its product as hypothetical. Gene Ontology annotation, molecular function: GTP binding; GTPase activity. Gene Ontology annotation, cellular component: cytosol. Gene Ontology annotation, biological process: ribosomal subunit export from nucleus. The transcript has 31 exons. The record is from RefSeq and is a predicted model, not a curated record. NCBI's taxonomy places the organism in Eukaryota, Metazoa, Platyhelminthes, Trematoda, Opisthorchiida, Opisthorchiidae. The coding region runs from base 1 to 4554 and encodes 1517 amino acids.